GAGUCGUUAAGUGCAAAGAAUUCAAACAGAAUGGGCAAAAUGGACAAUUAAGAAUACUGUACGCAUUCAACGUCUAUUUCCCGAUUUAUUUAUUUUUGAAAAAUAACGACUCUGCAUUACUUUCCCCCCUCCAAAUCUCUCCCCACUGUGUAAGGCGAAAUGCAACUGUUCUUCAAACCCUAGUAUUAGUAAUCUAAUCUCCCUGAGGUUCCAAAUCUCGUGAUCCCGAACGCCAAUGCAAGACCUCAUCGGUUCGGUUCGUCGGUCAUUGGUGUUCAAGCCCUCCGGCGUCGGCGACGAUGGUGGCGGACUCGGACUCGGAGGCUUUGUCGAGAAGAUCGGCUCCAGCAUUCGGAAAUCGCGAAUUGGACUCUUCUCCAAGCCGCAGCUCCCGGCGCUGCCUCCGGUCGCUAGAGCUGAAGCCACCAGAAUUAAGAAGGACGACGCGCCGCCGAUCCGGUGGAGGAAAGGUGAAUUGAUCGGUUGCGGAGCAUUUGGAAGGGUUUACAUGGGAAUGAAUCUCGAUUCUGGAGAGCUUCUCGCCGUCAAGCAGGUUUCAAUUGCUGCCAACAGUGUUUCGAGAGAGAAAACACAGGCCCACAUUAGAGAGUUGGAGGAAGAAGUGAAGCUUCUUAAGAAUCUCUCACAUCCAAACAUUGUUAGAUACUUGGGAACUGCAAGAGAAGAGGAAUCACUGAAUUUGUUGGAAUUUGUUCCGGGUGGAUCUAUCUCAUCCCUUCUGGGAAAAUUUGGUUCGUUCCCUGAGUCUGUUAUAAGAAUGUACACAAAACAAUUAUUGUUGGGGUUGGAAUACCUUCACAAAAAUGGAAUUAUGCAUAGGGACAUCAAGGGAGCAAACAUCCUUGUUGAUAAUAAAGGAUGCAUAAAACUUGCAGACUUUGGUGCAUCAAAGAAAGUUGUUGAACUGGUUACUAUGACUGGUGCGAAAUCAAUGAAGGGUACUCCUUAUUGGAUGGCUCCUGAAGUCAUUCUUCAAACAGGGCAUAGUUUCUCUGCUGACAUAUGGAGUGUUGGAUGUACGGUAAUUGAGAUGGCUACUGGAAAGCCUCCUUGGAGCCAGCAGUAUCAAGAGGUUGCUGCACUCUUUCAUAUAGGGACAACUAAAUCUCAUCCUCCAAUCCCUGAGCACCUCUCCACUGAGGCAAAAGAUUUUCUGUUAAAAUGUUUGCAGAAGGAGCCAAACUUAAGGCCUGCUGCAUCAGAUUUGCUGCAGCAUCCAUUUGUUACUGGGGAGUGUCUGGAUACUUCUUAUGCAUUGCGCGCUUUAGUUCUGGAAAAUUGUGAGAAACGGAUGGCAUCACCUGAGGUGAACCUUAAUGAAGUGAACAAUAGCAUGCCAUUGAAGGAUGUCUGCAGUAGUUUGAGGUGUUCUACUAUAUAUCCUGAGAAGUCCACACGACUAGGACCAAUGUGGGGAUGUAGCAAUUGUGAUGAUGACUUGUGUCAGAUAGAUAAUGAGGAUGAUCUUGUGCUAGGAGCAUCAGUGAAGUUGGAUUCCACUUUACUUUCUGAUGAUUUCAAUAAGAGUUUCAAUCCUAUGUCUGAGCCCAACGAUGAUUGGCCAUGCAAGUUUGAUGGAAGUCCAGAGUUGGAGAGGAGUGGAUCAAACUCAUCAACUUCUCAAAUAGUUGACAAGGCUGCUGACAGUCCUGGAGUUUCUGGUUGUUCCGACAAUGAUUUUACAUUUCCUAGGUGUCCCUUGGUAACUGACGAUGACGAUGAAGUUACUGAGUCAAAAAUUAGAUCAUUCCUUGUUGAAAAGGCUUUAGACUUGAAGAAGUUGCAAACACCUCUCUAUGAAGAGUUCUACAACUCUUUGAAUGCAGCGGGUUCAGCAAGUGCUACAGGGAUAGAAAUUGAGAACAAAGAAAAUUUUACAAUUAAUUUGAACUUGCCUGCUAAAAGCAGGUCACCUAACUGGGUGCCUAGCAGGAGACUUUCUGCAGCUGCUGAUGUUGCCUACACUGCUAGAUCUGGAACUCGUUCCCAAAUGUCAAAUAUUGGUACUGAAAGUGGUCAAACUCUGCUCAAAGUGCAACCAUCUAAGCCUACUAGUCCGAAGUUGAUUAGUCCAAGUGCAAGCUUCUCUGAUAGACAAAGAAUAUGGGAAAAAGAGCUUUAUGAAGAGCUUGAAAGAAAACGAGAGAUGAUGCGCCAAGCAGGUGUGGCGAAGACAUCACCCCAGAAAGACCGUAUAGCGAGUCGGCAAAAAGAUCGGUCGAGGUUUGCAUUUGCGGGUAAACAAACGCAUGUUUUAGAUCCUUCAUAGAAAUCACUGACAGCUCAACUUUGAAUACCAUAUAUCAAUAUAUCAUCCCUUUUGAGAGCAUAUCAGUAUAAACCCCCAUCCCGUUGGAGGUGAGGAAGAAGGUCGGGUAUGAAGGAUCGGAUCGAUUAGAUUUGCAUACCAGCCAAGCAUAAUUGCAUAGAGAUCUGUCCAUACUUGUCAGGGAAAAUCUGCUUCGGUGUGUUGUUAUGUGGUUGGGUUUGAUGAUGGUGGUGUCCGAUAAUAUGUAGGCAGUGGCCGCCUUAGCCAAAUCUGCAUGAACUCUUGGUAAUGAAAACCAACAGUAAAAACCAUGCAGAUAUAUGGUCUGUUGAUGCCUCUGUCUAUUUCUCUUGUAAGCAAGGUUUAUUCUUUUCUCCCUUCUUUUUCUCUGGAAUGUAUUUUUAUUGCAAAUUCUGAAGCAUUAAAGAAGUGUAUUUUGUUUGAUUUCACCAAGCA
Messenger RNA from Diospyros lotus (date-plum), 2746 nucleotides. RefSeq names its product mitogen-activated protein kinase kinase kinase NPK1. The record is from RefSeq and is a predicted model, not a curated record. Gene Ontology annotation, biological process: protein phosphorylation. NCBI's taxonomy places the organism in Eukaryota, Viridiplantae, Streptophyta, Magnoliopsida, Ericales, Ebenaceae. Gene Ontology annotation, molecular function: ATP binding; protein kinase activity.